Molecule: messenger RNA, 612 nt
Organism: Mycosarcoma maydis (corn smut)
Lineage: Eukaryota; Fungi; Basidiomycota; Ustilaginomycetes; Ustilaginales
Exons: 1
Coding region: 1-612 (203 amino acids)
Biological process (GO): fatty acid beta-oxidation using acyl-CoA oxidase; lipid homeostasis
Cellular component (GO): peroxisome
Molecular function (GO): FAD binding; fatty acid binding; acyl-CoA oxidase activity
Source: RefSeq, a predicted model, not a curated record
AUGGGCGGUCACGGCUUCAGCCAAGCAUCUGGCUUUGACUUUGAACGCAACCAGCCCAAUGCUGGGCUCAUCUAUGAAGGCAAAAAUUCGAUGCUAUUGGCUGGGCCUUCGGCCCAAUUUUUGAUCAAGCAGCUCCACGAGACGCGCAAGCGCAAGGGCAAAGCUAUUCGACCUGAACUAGCCUAUCUCGAAUGGAUCUCCGGGGCUUCUGGAGCGGUAGAAGACAUCUCGAAACGGAUGCAAACCAUCACUGCAGAGCAGUUCGAAAAGCCGCGUGCGUUGUUGGACCUGCUUGGGUGCCGAGCGGCCCUCCUCGUCAAUAGACUUGCUCAGCACCGCAGCGAAUCGCACAGUAGGGAAGAUGGCGUGUACGAGCACAUUGACACAAACUUGGCCGUCCGUGCCUCUACUGCUCACGGCGUCUACUUGCUCGCCUACGCAUUCCACGACCUUGUCGAGCAACUCAUGUCCUCGGACGCCACGUCGACCAAGGUGCGCUUCGGCGUGUCUGUACAGCACACACACGUUGCGGCACUUGACAGCCUACUGCGCUUCUACCUUUUGCAAAACUGCCUCCUUUCCCAAGACGCCCCGACGGCAUCGGCCGCUUGA